AAAUGCACCAUUUGCGCACAGCUCGGCCACAUCCUAGAUUGCUGCAAGAACAUACAACAACCACCCUGCUCAACCUGCACCUCCUUCGCAGACCUACUCGACCAUAAGCUCGCUGAGCAACGAACCGGCCACCCGGGCCUAGAAGAGCAACUCAAGGACGAGGAGCUGCGCGUUCUUCAAGAAAAAGAAGACCACGUGGAGAGUCUGAAGCAACAGACGCAAGAAGCCGAACAGGAGGAGAAGAGAUUGGAUAAGAUACUCGAGCAGCGCAAAGCGACGUUGAAGACUCUCCAAGCGGAGCAGAGAGCGAGAGCGCCUGUGCUAGAGUUCACAAUCAAGGAAGCGAGGAAGAGUAAGAAA
Cucurbitaria berberidis CBS 394.84 is the source of this 360-nucleotide messenger RNA. RefSeq lists its product as uncharacterized. The record is from RefSeq and is a predicted model, not a curated record. The transcript has a single exon. The annotation marks the transcript as partial. Lineage: Eukaryota; Fungi; Ascomycota; Dothideomycetes; Pleosporales; Cucurbitariaceae.